AUGGGGUCCGCUGCCGAAGCAGCCAGAAAGGCGGGUGCACGCAUACAUGCAGCCGAAGAUAGUUCUUCGCUUGCUUCAGCAGCAGGUGAUUGUGCGCCUGCUGUUGCAAUUCAGCAACAGGCAGUGCCUGUUGUGGAUAGUUCACGUGGUGAGUCACCUCGUGUGGCAGAUACACCCGCUGCAGACGCAGCGGGUGAUACGACUAGCAAUGCGGAUGAGACUGAAAUUGAGCUCAUCUCUUUUAAUAAGUCGGAUGAUGCAUGCGACUAA
Molecule: messenger RNA, 270 nt
Organism: Peronospora matthiolae
Lineage: Eukaryota; Oomycota; Peronosporomycetes; Peronosporales; Peronosporaceae
Source: the annotation of a GenBank genome assembly